Molecule: messenger RNA, 3215 nt
Organism: Python bivittatus (Burmese python)
Lineage: Eukaryota; Metazoa; Chordata; Lepidosauria; Squamata; Pythonidae
Product: magnesium transporter NIPA2-like
Biological process (GO): magnesium ion transport
Cellular component (GO): membrane
Molecular function (GO): magnesium ion transmembrane transporter activity
Source: RefSeq, a predicted model, not a curated record
UGGAUGGUGGUCGGGGUCCUUCUGCGGGGGGCCGGAUCUGGGGGGGCGCGGGUUGGAGGGGAAGAAGAGACCUCUCGCUGCAUUUUAAGAGAAGGGGAUUGAAGGGAGAGUCGGUUUCCUCCCCGCCCCCCCGCGCCUGCUGCUGCUUUUGGACCAAGGGCCCUGGCCGUGGGAAACUGGCCCACCCCUGCCUUAAAUGACCUUGUACAAACCAUCGUGGCUAUUUCACCCAGGCAGCCAAGCCUCAACCAGAAGAAGUCACAAAAAGUCAACAGACCCAACGCAUUAGGAAAUAGAGAGGAAAUACGACUCAGCAUACUUCCAAGAAAGAAGAUGAAUCUGGAGAAGGGUGGAUGAUUAUGGGAUGGCUCGUUAGUGAGUCACUUCCAGAAACUUGCUCAAUCCCAGUCCAGCAGAUCUAAGACAGCAUUUCUUGGAGAAGGAAGGUCUUAACGUGGCUCUGUCUCCUGCUCUUUCUUUCAAAUCGAUCCAGAUGGGGACCUUCACAGGACAUUAUGAAUUCUACAUUGGCCUAGCCUUGGCUCUGACCUCCAGCCUAUUUAUUGGAAGUAGUUUUAUCCUCAAGAAGAAGGGGCUUCUCCGGCUGAACAGCCGAGGGGCCGUCAGAGCAGGCCUGGGGGGUCAUGCGUAUCUGAGAGAGUGGCUGUGGUGGGGAGGACUAAUAUCCAUGGGAAUUGGAGAAGCUGCGAAUUUCGCUGCCUAUGUUUUCGCCCCAGCCACGCUGGUUACUCCACUAGGGGCGCUUAGCGUUUUAGUCAGUGCAGUUUUAGCCUCCUAUUUCCUGAAUGAGCGGCUGAAUAUCCAUGGAAAGAUUGGCUGUCUCCUGAGCAUUUUAGGAUCUACUGUGAUGGUGAUUCAUGCUCCCCAGGAGGAAGCGGUUUCCAGUCUGGACUCAAUGUUGGAGAAACUGAAGGAUCCAGGAUUUAUCGUGUUUGCCAUAUGUGUGCUGGUGAGUUCAGUUCUUCUCAUCUUCGUGGCUGGACCUCGCUACGGGCAGAGGAACGUCCUGGUGUACAUCCUCAUCUGUUCGUCCAUCGGCUCGCUUUCGGUUGCUUGCGUCAAAGGCUUAGGCAUUGCCAUGAAAGAGCUGUUUGCCGGGAAGCCCGUCUGGAAAGAACCGCUGGGCUGGAUGCUUUUCAUUUCCUUGGUGGUCUGCAUCAGCAUCCAGAUCAACUACCUCAACAAGGCCUUGGACAUCUUCAACACAUCUGUGGUCACGCCCAUCUAUUAUGUCCUCUUCACCACAGCCGUCAUGACCUGCUCUGCUAUUCUGUUUAAAGAGUGGCAGCAUCUGGUUCUGAUGAACAUUGUUGGCACCGUAAGUGGCUUCCUCACCAUUGUCCUUGGCAUCUUUCUUCUCCACGCUUUCAAAGACGUGCCUUUCGCUGCAGAUCUGCUGCCCGUUUUCCUGAGACAUAAACAAAAAGAUGUACCAGCAGCUUCAUGGAGAGAGAGAGAAAAGGAACGGUCUUGCCUCCACCAGCCUCUUCUGGAUCCAGAGUUCGUAGAGAAAGAAGGGACAGAGAAGCAACAGAGUUUAUGAAAGCUAAGGUAUUAGACCUGUUGGCUAAAAACCAUAAACUGUAAGCUCUUUUAGAUUUCUAAAGGCUCACCAGAGAAUUUUUUCCAGGUAAUGCAGAACUAUUUGGGAACCAUUUCCUCAGAAAUUAGUGUUUUCACUGGCCGCAUACUUGAAUCCGGUGGAGGUCCUGUUGGAUGCAAGCUGAUAGACAAGCAGUGGCUUUGGGGCUGGAUUUAAGUUCCUUUCUUUCCAGCUUCCAGAAAUGGACAGACCAGGUCCAGAGUUUUAUGUACCUGUACGGGGCUUGGGGACAUAUUGAUAGCCCCCCGAGCACAUAAAACCACUCUUGAAAGCAUUCAUUUCAAAAGUGGUUGGGUGAUGUGGCAUGGGUAGGGUGUGUUGUUUAAAAAAAUGUAAAUAUGAGUACCUCUGUGAGCCUUUCGUACCAGAGACAAGAAUGGACAAGCAAUCUUGUCCCAUCCUGGGGAUCUGAAGAGGGACCACGGAGAAGAUGGACAGGAGCAAGAGACUGACAUCUGGACAGAGAGGGGCAUGGAACAGGCAAGGAUUCUUUUUCUCCUUCCCUUCUGAGUCACAGAUACGAACCGGAAGAACGCAGAGGAAAAGAAGCUGGAACAGCUACAGACAUUGAAGGCAGAGUAACCAUAAAGAGAGAAGCAGAAUUUAGCUUUUUAACAGACAUGAGAUCAAGCUCACAUAGAAAAAAAGCAUAGGCCUAUUGAAAUGUGUUCACAAACUUUUACCCUCAAGAUGCAGGUCUUUCUUAUGGAAACACAGCUGCUCUCUGCAUCGGCUCCAGCAUUCUGCUGAUUUUUGAAUGUACAAAGCCUUCCAGGCUGACUUAAGGUUUACAAGUUAUUUAAAAUAAAUACUUUCUUUAUAUGACGACAUAAUAUCUUGCAAUAUGUUGCAGAUGUAAAACGUGACUUUAAAAAGUGUAAGGGUAUGUUCCAAACAUGUUUCUUUUGCUGUUUGGUAUCUUAAUUCUUAACUAAUUCUUUUCCUUUUUUUUUUUUAGGAAGAAUUAGUCACUUAUUUCAUGUCCAGGAAUAGACUUGCACUUUCAUCAAACUUUUGUGUUGGUGGUCAAUCAUUGGAGUGAAUUUCUAGAUCACAUUCCUUGCCUUAUCUGUGCCUAUAAAGUUGGGCAUGACUUGACAUCAGGUGCCAUUUGUUGUAGAAACAUUUUCCUCACUGUUUUCUUUCUAGCUGCACCACACAAUCUAGGAUGGGCGACUGGCCAUUUAAGUGCAGAAAAGUGACUUGGCUAGACUUUUGUUCCUUUGGGGAACUAGGAAAACCAAGCCUUAGGACUUCAGUCUAGAAGAGUGAAACCACCAGUCCAAAUCAGCAAAGGUCAGGGAUACCAGUCUCAGGUUUCUCAUCUGUAAUAACAAAGGCUCCUUCUAAACUUCCAGCUUUCUUCUUUUUCACCCAGCAAAUUAUUUAAACUUGGUUCCACCAUACCAGUCGCCCUAGCAAAAGUUGCAGAAUUAUCCUUUAACAUUUCAGUCAUAGCACAGGGCUGUUUCCUUUGUAUACAGUUAGUCCCCAGUUUAGAAAUGAGUUCCAUUCCUUAAGUCAAAUCUGUAUGUAAGCUGGAACAGUAUUAUUGUAUAAUACUGUGUAACUAGCAUUGUGUAAUUAAUUU